UCUCAGGGUGGUCACAUGAGCACUGCUGGAGUGUCCCAUGACCAUGCAGAAUUCCUGAAUUUUCUCACUGUCCCCUCAGACCCUCCAAAGACACACGUGACCCACCACCCCAUCUCUGACCACGAGGUCACCCUGAGGUGCUGGGCCCUGGGCUUCUACCCUGCGGACAUCACCCUGACCUGGCAGCGUGAAGAGGAGGACCUGACUGAGGACAUGGAGCUAGUGGACACCAGGCCUGCAGGGGACGGGACCUUUCAGAAGUGGGCAGCUGUGGCCGUGCCCCCUGGAGAGGAGCAGAGAUACACAUGCCAUGUGCAGCACCAGGGGCUGCCUGAGCCCCUGACCCUGAGAUGGGACCCCCCUCCUCAGACCACCAUCACCAUCGUGGUCAUCGCUGCUGCCCUGGGUCUCCUUGUAGCUGUGGUCACUGGAGCUGUGCUGUGGAAGAGGAAGUGCUUAGGCAGAUGCAGGAAGAGCUAUGCUCAGGCUGCCUGCAACGACAGUGCCCAGGGCUUUGAUGUGUUUCUCUCAGCUCCUAAAGCGUAAGAGAUACUUUCUAUGGGACCUGUUGCUAAAAACAGUCACUGCAGCCUCCCCUUAGGACUUUAGGGAUCCCUGCCUGCUGUUUCUGCAACUGGCAUCGGAACCUGUCUGCAUCCUUAUCAGCAUCACAUGAGGAGCUGGUCACCGGGCCAAUCUCCCCAUAGGGAUCUGAGUCCUCUCCCCUGGGGACAGUCCUGUCCUAGCCGAGUUGGGGUGAAGCCAUCCCCAUCCUGGUCAUUUCUCAUCUGGAUCAUCUUGGUUGCUGCUUUGCCUUAGCUGCUUCAGGAGAACCUUGUCCCACCAGAACCUGGGAUCCCAGGGUCUCGAGCAUCACCCAGGCCUUGUGGUGGCUCCAGGACUGUGCUCAGUGAGGGCUUCCUGUGGGUGUGUCAGCCUGGGUUCAGGCCUGAGUCUGGUCCACAACCCCUAUGUUUUGGGUAUUUUUAUAGCUUCUUUUUUUCUGUAAACAUUAUACCUAUUUUUGUUUUCUUAAUUAAAUUAUUAGAGCUCUUUUAUUAAA
This is a messenger RNA of Phyllostomus hastatus (greater spear-nosed bat), 1063 nucleotides long. RefSeq names its product putative HLA class I histocompatibility antigen, alpha chain H. NCBI's taxonomy places the organism in Eukaryota, Metazoa, Chordata, Mammalia, Chiroptera, Phyllostomidae. The transcript has 5 exons. Gene Ontology annotation, cellular component: external side of plasma membrane. Gene Ontology annotation, molecular function: signaling receptor binding; peptide antigen binding. Gene Ontology annotation, biological process: antigen processing and presentation of endogenous peptide antigen via MHC class Ib; positive regulation of T cell mediated cytotoxicity; immune response. The record is from RefSeq and is a predicted model, not a curated record. Bases 16 to 546 code for a protein of 176 amino acids.